AUGCCAUGGGACGACGAGUGGGAUCGACCCGGCGGUAGUCGACGACCGGUUCACACCUCGACGAGCUCGGGAGGCGGGUACCGCGCGCGCAGCCCCGACAGGCGACACGCAGAUUCGCCCGAGCGCGACAGAGCGUCUCGGCGCGAGGACGACUACCGCCGACGCUCCGACGACCCGAGGACGGCGAGAGACUCGUACCGCGACAGGCGGGACGAGUGGCGGGACGCUGGGCCGAGUCGCAGGUCGCGCUUUGACGACGUCGGGCGACACGACAGUUCGAGACGACGCUCGCCUGAUCGGGACCGACGACGGUCUCCUUCGCCGCAACGUCGUUCACCACCGCCUCGCCGCUCGUCUCCCUCCCACCGCUCGCCUGACCAACUUUCCACCUCUUCCGCACGGCGAGCGCCGUCACCUUCGUCGUCUCGCGCGAAUGGGCAUUCAAGGGAUUCGCCCUCUGUUCGCGACAGGCGAGACUUGCCGUCCACUGUCGACCGACGGACGAGCGACGCCGCUUCUCCUUCGCCACGCAAGAUCUCCAUCGCACUCCCCUCAAAUCUCGCCUUCUCGUCCUCCCGACCUCCCUCCCAACCUUCCUCCCGCCCACCUCUUGGCGAUUCAACACCUCGCGCACCAUCGACAUCCGCUUCCGCCUCCUCUUCCCAUACGCAGCAUCGCUCUCAGCCAGAACCCGAGAAGCCGCCACCGUUCUUCUACAAACCGCUCAAUACGAAGGACUACCGUGUUCUGUACGACCCCGCUCUCGACCCGAAUCCGAUCAAGAAGGGCAAGGAGGUCGUAAAGCGCGUUGAUGGUGAAGGCUUGAAGGAUAAUGCGGGCGCGCGGGAUCCGAGGAGGACGACGGAUCCGGAGCAGCUCAAGAAGCUGGAAGCGCGAAGACGGAAAGGACCGCUGAUGCGCAAGUUGGGAGUCAUCACCUACGGUUGGGAUAAGAACUCGACUGGACCGCCUCCACCAGCUCCUCCAUCCGCCAUUCUCGUGACUGGCUUUCCCUCAACCACGACAGCCGACGCCAUCCAUGCGCACUUUCGCUCGUUCGGUCGCAUCGAGCAGCAGGACGUCAAGUACGACACGCAGACGGGCGGCAGUCUCGGCAUCUGCUGGAUCAAGUUUGUGGACGACGUCCCGCGAGAUCCGGAGCCGGACAAGCCGACGCGGGAGAAGUAUGAGCGGAAGAGGCUGGCCGGACAGGCGCAGGACGGUGGAGCAGUCGCGAAGGAUGCCGUGGCGAAGGCGAAUGGAGCGAAGAUUGGCAUGGCAAUGCUCAUGUCGGAGCAAGGCGUCAAGGUAGUGCUUGAUGCGGACGGCAAGCUGUGCAGGGCAGCGGUGAAGGCUGAGAUGGAUCGUCUGCAUCCAUUCCGACCGAAGCCUGCACCCAAACCGCCUUCGCGAUUUAAGCAGCCGACGCCGCCAUCCAGCCUACCACCCCCGCCUCCUUCGCUUCCUCCUCCACCUCCGCCUCCCACGUCGUCGCAUGCGUCUGUGCUUGCCAGCUCGAGCGGCCCACGGUGGGCGACACCAAGCGGACCUCGAGCACACGGUCACCGCGAUCCGCCGCCCCCGAUAGACUCGCGAGCGAGUCCAAUCAGCGCCUUUCCCGACGCCGUCUCAGCCGCCAAGCAUAUCGCCAUGCCCUCCGUACCCCUUCCUCCGAUCAAGCCGGCCGUGCGAAGCUGGUCUCCCACGCGCGACAGGCCCAGACAGCCCGCGCCUCUCCCGCCUCGUCCGUCCAGCACAUUCGCCCGCAUCAGCCCGCAACGCAACGGCCGUCUGCCCGCGCCUCGUCCGCACUCAGUGCCCGACCGACCAGGCGCACCAGGCCGUGGCCCGCCUCGGAAGUCGGAGAGUAUGGCGUCUGCGGUUGCGCAGGCAGUCGAAGCUGCCAAGCGGCGGUUGCAGAAUAUGCGCGCGAACGGACAGUCUGAGCGGCGUACGAAGGGGCGCGAGGAAGGCGAAGCGGACAUGGACAUGUCGAGCGAUGAUGAGGGCGCCCGUUCGGGCAGUUCGAGCGAGGAAGAGGAGGACGCGAAGGACGCUGUCUUCUUCCACGGUGGCAGGGACAGUGACCGAAGACCUGCACCGCUCAGAUGGGGAGCAGCGCCGGUCGGUGCGAUCGCCUGGCAGGUCUCGAAGAAGGUCCUCUUCGAGAAGCUCUCCGCCAACGGCAAGCCUUACUUGUCCAUCGAAAAGUCGGCGUACCAGCGACACCGGCUCGCACAGGGCGGACGCAUGGCGGUGCCGAACGGGCAGGAUCUCGAGCGGCACUUCCAGGACUUCCGCAUCGACAAGACCUUCGCCGACGCCGACGGCUGGUACGUCACCUUCAAGGACUCGGAUGCCGCGAAGCGAGCCUUCGACAAGCUUAACGGGCGCAAGUAUGCCGGCGCACCGCUCGCUCUCGUCCUCUGCGAGACCCCCGCACCACCUCCUGUGCUGCCGCCGAAGCCAACAACCGAGGAGGACCGCCCGCGCGGCCGCUUGCCAGAACCUGGCAGUCAUCUCGCCGCCAUCGUCGACAAGCUCAGCCGGGCGGUCAAGCCGAAGAAGACGAGCGGCUGGACCGACGAGGAAUUGAUCGAGGAGGCAAAGGACCUUGUCAUCGCCGACUUGCUCGAGGCUUUUCAGAACGACAUCACGGCUCGCCUUGUGCGCGGCAAGAUCCAGGAGCACCUGACUCGCUGGGAGCGCGAUGGCAUGCGGACUUUCGCCUCGGCGACUCCUUCGACUUCGACGGCGCCAGCGGUCAAGAUUGAGCCGAGCGAGAGUGCUGCCGACGUCCUGUCGCCGCCAAGCUCAGCGCCCAAAAGCCUCUCGACCCUGUCCUUCGCGAAGCGCCGCUCGGCCACGGGUACGACAGACGACCGCCAGCGUCAACGACGACCGAGCGCUGCCCCAAGCCGCUUCUCGUCCGAAGCUCCGUCCGAAUCGCUACACGACCACAGCGAAGGCGAGGCGGAGCCGCGCAAGAAGGGCCUCGCCAAGACGAAGAAGCCGCUUCCUCGCGUUGUCUCCGCGAGCGAGGAGAGCAGCGAAGACGAGGAUGCACGGGCGAAGGAGCGGGAAAGGGAGCGCGAACGCGAGCGUGCGCGGCGGAAGAAGCAGGAGGCCCGCAAGAAGCAGAAGGCGACGCCGAAGAAGGUCAAGGUCCACCUCGACUACACGAGCAGCGAGGACGAGGCGGCGACCCCGGCAAGACGGCUCAGCCUCGAUGCUGUCAAGCAAGAAACGCCAGCUGUCACCGAGAUCUUCGAGCCGUCUCCCACGCCAGACACCGUCACGCUCAAGCCGGCGAAGAAGGCUAUCAAGGUCGAGCUCGACGACGCAAUGGAUGUCGACGACGAGUCGUCCCGAGCUGCUUCACCCGCGCCAAUUGCGAAGCUGAAGAAGGCGGCGAAGAAGGCCGAACGUCCAGCCCGCGUCCCCAUCGCUGUCCCUGCGACGACCGAUCCGUUCGAAGCAGGGCUUGCAGCCGACGAGGAGGACCUCUUCUUUCUCAAGCUCGCGAUCGAGCGACUUCAGCUCGGCAAGGAGCUGCAUCCCACUCCUCCGCCUUCCGACGACGAAGCCGAAGCUCCGCCCAAGCACUCGACCGGAUCUGCUCGCACAGAAGGCUUCUACGCCGUCACUAUCGAGGAGAAGAUGGCGAACCGCCCCGCCAGCAACAAGGCGAAGGCGGCGGAUGCGGCUGGACCCGCAGGUACUGCAGCCGCAUCGAGCGUCGCCGUCUCUCGCCUCGCCCGCGCCAAUACGCGUGGUCUCGUCAGGGGCAUGGAGCUGCACAAGAAGGUCACGGCGACCGACACCGAUGUCCUCAAGUUCAACCAGCUCAAGACGCGCAAGAAGCAGCUCACGUUCUCGCGGUCCGGCAUCGAGGGCUACGGUCUCUUCGCUCUCGAGCACAUUCCGGCUGGUGACAUGGUCAUCGAGUAUGUCGGCGAGCUCAUCCGCCAGACUGUCGCCGACCGUCGCGAGAAGGCUUACGAGCGGCAAGGUAUCGGCUCGUCGUACCUGUUCCGUGUCGACGAAGAUCUCGUCGUUGAUGCCACGAAGAAGGGCAACCUUGGUCGUCUCAUCAACCACUGCUGUGUACCCAACUGCACGGCUCGUAUCAUCACCAUCAACGGCGUCAAGAAGAUCGUCAUUUACGCCAAGACCAACAUCGAGCCUGGCGAGGAAGUCACAUACGACUACCACUUUCCGAUCGAGGAGGACAACAAGAUUCCCUGUCUUUGCGGCGCCGCCGGCUGCCGCGGAUACCUCAAUUGA
This is a messenger RNA of Rhodotorula toruloides NP11, 4287 nucleotides long. Its product is annotated as histone-lysine N-methyltransferase SETD1. The transcript is spliced from 8 exons. NCBI's taxonomy places the organism in Eukaryota, Fungi, Basidiomycota, Microbotryomycetes, Sporidiobolales, Sporidiobolaceae. The record is from RefSeq and is a predicted model, not a curated record. Gene Ontology annotation, cellular component: Set1C/COMPASS complex. The coding region runs from base 1 to 4287 and encodes 1428 amino acids. Gene Ontology annotation, molecular function: protein binding; histone H3K4 methyltransferase activity; RNA binding.